Molecule: messenger RNA, 1360 nt
Organism: Folsomia candida
Lineage: Eukaryota; Metazoa; Arthropoda; Collembola; Entomobryomorpha; Isotomidae
Exons: 2
Coding region: 206-718 (170 amino acids)
Source: RefSeq, a predicted model, not a curated record
GAGAAAUGAUGGGGUUGCAAAGUUGUGAGAUGCGAAAAAUCAAGGACAAUUAAUGGAUCAUACGUUUUGUUCCGAAACAUUUUUGUAUGCUCAGAUGAGCCGGAUAGUUUUUCAUUAGUCAUAGAUGCGUUGGUUUUGUCGAUUACGCAGUUCGUCACCUUAUAUACAAUUGGUAACUAUUUGACUUCCUCGUCUUGCUCUGACAAUGGUUUUCGUCACUGUCAGGCUCUUUGACGCUUCAGGCAGUUACGCCAGCCAAGAGCAGCAGGAGCGUUUGAGCGAUAAAGGGUACAAAACUCGACCCUUUGACCGCAGAAUGGACGAGGUUGAUUAUCGCUGGGAGUCCUUCUGGAAUGGGCACGGGCACUGUUCCAAACCCAAGUUCAACACCAGCGUGAAAAAGUGGACGAUUGAAAUUUGUGGGCUCAACGAGAGGUUUGCUGCCAGUUUUCUGAGUAAGUUUGACCCCGCCCCCCGAUACCCACGCGUCCCACUCAAGUCUGCGGACGAGCUGAGCUACUACAUCACCAUUACCACGGACCCUAAUUUAGCAAGGGAUGGGGACACCAUGCCCAUUUCUGUGGCUUCCCACUACAUAAACCGACUCGAGGGGACAGGUCUAAAAUGCAUCUACGUCAAGCACAUCAGCUCGGACUCUGACCAUCCCAAUCAAUCACAAGCCAUGAUCUGGACGCUGACCGAGUACAACAGGCCUUAACUCUAGUCUAUUGCAGAUGCCGAAACGAGGAUCUAUCGACACAUGUACUAUAUAAUUUUAGAUAAUUUUUCAUUUACAAUUUUUAGUACUACUUUUGUAUAUUUUUCUUACUUGUAAUAUUUGUAUUUGUCAAAACAAACAUAUUUAUUUGCGUUCCUUAAAAUGGGGCAUGUGACAAUCCUGUGACACAAGGGAGACUAACCCAUAAAUUUCAGAGGUUAGAUUCGAAUAGAUUGAGACGAGCUUCCAUAACAUUUGGACGCCUUUAUGUGACCUUUCCAUUAUCUAUAAAAGACGAUGUCAAUAUAUAUUUCAACAAACUACAAUGCGCUUAUACACUUUGCACUACAUGUUGCAGUUAAAGCGCAUUUAUGUAUUUAUUCUUAAUUAUGUAUAUCUUUGCCUGCCCAAUCCGAAGAAAAAUACGUGUAUGUAUGCGUUGGACACAUAUGCGGCUAUACAUAUAAUCAAUAAUUUAUUGUCUAAAUAGUUAAAUAAAAUGUGAUGAUGCAUCCAAUUUUUAUUGAUCGGUAUUCAAAGUUUGUUUCUUCUGUAUACAAAACAACUAAGUCUACUCGUUGCCAAAUUAUUUUAUAUUUUACAUUUAAAUUAACAAAGAUAAUAAAACUCCUGCAUCACAGA